Messenger RNA from Danio aesculapii, 900 nucleotides. RefSeq names its product gem (nuclear organelle) associated protein 6 (gene gemin6). Gene Ontology annotation, biological process: spliceosomal complex assembly; spliceosomal snRNP assembly. The record is from RefSeq and is a predicted model, not a curated record. Lineage: Eukaryota; Metazoa; Chordata; Actinopteri; Cypriniformes; Danionidae. The transcript is spliced from 2 exons. Gene Ontology annotation, cellular component: SMN complex; nucleus. Bases 96 to 632 code for a protein of 178 amino acids.
AUGAGCGCGCGCCCUGAUGAGAGCUGCUGAAGUUGAUCUGCGCGCCGCUAAUGAAGAUAGUUGGUUGUUAAUGAGCUGCAGUUUUCUGCUCGGAGAUGCAGCGCUGGGUCGACAUGAGUCCUCGGCAGUGGCAGGAGUUCAUCAACCAGGAGGUGUGCGUGUCUGCCCGCGAUCAGCACUCCUUCACCGGCCGCGUGUUCACCGUGGACCCCGUCUCCGCCAGUGUGGUGCUGGUGAGUUUCGGCGAGAGCGAGCGUCCGGCAGUGACUCUGGUGUUGGGUCACGCGAUCUCAGACGUGCAGGUGCUCAGCGCAGGAUCAGAGCAGACGCGCAGCCGCAUGCGCAGUGUGUUCCUGCAGACACACACGCCGACACACACUCUGAGCGCAGACGAGCUGCAGCGGCGCAGGGAGAGCGUCCGCCGCUGGCUGCAGGACAACAGGAUCCCGGUGCAGGAGGACGGAGAGCUGCUGCGGGUGGCCCAUGCUCUCACCAUCAGCGCCCCCUAUGGGCCCGGAGACUGCAGCUGCGCUAACCAGAUCAUCCUGGCCCGAGUGCAGAGCCUGCUGGAGAACAACCCCGAGACCAGCGGAGACGCUCUGACCAAUGAGAGCACACAGGGCUCCGGUUAGGAACGCUUCAGUUUAAAGGGUCCGUUCACUCAUCAUGUACUCACUUUUACCUGAGUUUCUUCUGUUGAACACUAAAGGAGAUGAUUUGAAGAAUGCUGCAAACCAUUGACUGCAGGUUUUCAGAAUAUCUCCUUUAGUGUUCAACAGAAGAAACUCAAGCAAGUAAAAGUGCACUGGAAAAUUAAUUUAUUGCAUUUACUGCAUGUUCUUAAGGUCAGUGGUUGCAAACUAUUUAUACAGACUGAAUUUAAACUAAUUAAAUAUAGUA